AUGUCGAAUCAACCAUCUCAGACCUACAUACCAAGUAGGCAGAUCAAGACUGAUUAUCCUCUCAUAGACAAUGACCCGCACUUCAAGCGAGUUAUCGGAUAUGCCCGCCCCUCAGACUACGCCUUUGGUGCCACCGCGGCCGCAGCAGGACCCGGCUUGUUGUGGACGAUGGAGCGUUUCGCCCCAUCCUACGUCGGUAGAGGUGGCUUUGCCCGCGUCAUGAGAUUGGCCGGUGCUAUUGGUAUCUGCGGUGGCUUUCUGGCAUUCUACAACCGAUCCAUCCUGCGAUUUUACGGAUUCACCGAGAACGCCCGCGAGGUUGAGAUGGACAUGCGCGAAAUGGUGGACAAGGUCAAGCGCGGCGAGCCUCUCUACGGCGUGAGCAAGCUCUCCGCGCACAUGCAGGGCGUCGCAGCUCGGCAGUCACGCUUCUCCUCCCUCUUCUCAGACGUGGUCCCUUGGUUCAACUUUGUCAACCACAACCAGCAUGGUGUCGAUACCGCCAAGUACUACCGGCAGGCCGAGAGGGAGCUCGAGGCGGAAGGGCAGCACAAGGGGCAGGAUGAGGCCGCGAAGCUGGGCUGA
Molecule: messenger RNA, 585 nt
Organism: Cryphonectria parasitica EP155
Lineage: Eukaryota; Fungi; Ascomycota; Sordariomycetes; Diaporthales; Cryphonectriaceae
Product: NADH-ubiquinone oxidoreductase 21 kDa subunit
Exons: 4
Coding region: 1-585 (194 amino acids)
Source: RefSeq, a predicted model, not a curated record